Microdochium trichocladiopsis is the source of this 456-nucleotide messenger RNA. RefSeq lists its product as uncharacterized. The transcript is spliced from 3 exons. Gene Ontology annotation, molecular function: DNA binding; peptidyl-prolyl cis-trans isomerase activity. The record is from RefSeq and is a predicted model, not a curated record. Bases 1 to 456 code for a protein of 151 amino acids. Gene Ontology annotation, biological process: rRNA processing. NCBI's taxonomy places the organism in Eukaryota, Fungi, Ascomycota, Sordariomycetes, Xylariales, Microdochiaceae.
AUGGGUGCCAAAAAGCAGACUGCGAAGGCCCCAGCUCCUGCAAAAGGCGGCAAGGACACCGGGAAAGGUGACAAGGCAGCCAAAGGGGCCAAAGGCAAGGGUCAGGACGAUGCCGAUGCUGGGAAGACCGUCAAGACGAAAGGAGGACAAUGGAUCACAGCCCGUCAUAUUCUCUGUGAGAAGAAAGGGAAAUUCGAGCAGGCAAAGGACAAGAUCCAGCAGCAACUCGAAGAGGGAAAGAAGGGCAAGCAGGUGUUUGCUGAUGUGGCGCGCGAGUUCUCUGAGGACAAGGCCCGACAAGGUGGUUUGAUUGGCAAAAUGACCAAAGGUGCUCUCAUGCCAGCGUUCGAAGAGGUUGCGUAUGCUUUGCAGCUCUCCAGCGAUAAGGAGAUACACAUGGGGGAGGCCAAGACCUCCGAAGGCUACCAUCUAAUUAUAGUGGAAGACCGUGGGUAA